CAAUUUCACAAUCAGUUGACGGAAACGAAUCUCGGAACAGCAUCUCUUUCAUCGUCUCCUCAUUUUAGGGUAAUCAUCAGCGUCCAUGUCCGGGAACACCAAUUGUACCGUGUACAUAGGGAACUUGGACGAGCGAGUAAGCGAUAGGGUUUUGUAUGAUAUCUUGAUCCAAGCAGGGAGAGUAAUCGAUCUACACAUCCCUCGCGAUAAAGAAACUGAAAAACCAAAAGGCUUUGCGUUCGCAGAGUAUGAGACUGAAGAGAUCGCCGAUUACGCCGUCAAGCUCUUCUCCGGUCUUGUCUCUCUCUACAAUCGAACUCUCAAAUUCGCCAUAUCUGGACAAGACAAAGCACAGUCAGGUUCAGGUCACAGGACAAGACCUCAGUCUCUGAGUUUCGAUCAUUCGGAUAGAACUCAUCACCAUUCGGAGAGAUUCUCAUCACAGUUGAUGUCUUCACCUUCCCCUAUGCCUCUUGGUUACACUCAAGAGCCACCUCCGCCAGGGGUUUCAAAUGGAGCCGGUUUGGAGUACAGCAGUAGAAGGGUUCUGAGUUCGGCACUAGAUAUCAACCAUUCAAGACCCAGUCGCUACUGAGACCACUUUUCUUUGCUUUUUUGUUGUUGUGAAAAGAACGAACUAGAGGGAGAUGAAGAACUCGUGAUUGUAAUCAUCCAAGGAAGUUUAGUUCAACUGAUGUAACCUUUGUUUUUCAGUAAAAAGACGCAUCUUUCUGUGUUGUUUAGAACAAAGGGAACGUGAUUCAGAUUUGAAACCAAGUUAAGGGAACUGCAUUUGCUGAUG
Messenger RNA from Brassica oleracea var. oleracea, 802 nucleotides. RefSeq names its product splicing factor 3B subunit 4. Lineage: Eukaryota; Viridiplantae; Streptophyta; Magnoliopsida; Brassicales; Brassicaceae. The coding region runs from base 86 to 595 and encodes 169 amino acids. The transcript is spliced from 3 exons. The record is from RefSeq and is a predicted model, not a curated record. Gene Ontology annotation, molecular function: RNA binding.